GAUUUACUCCACUGGGACUUUGCCUAACAUAGAACGGCACUUUGAGUCCUGUAUCGCGAUGGGUCUGGCCCCUCGCUUGGUGGCUCUGACAGACCGGGCGAUUCUGCGGGUUGCAGGCGAGGGCAGUGACCGCUUUUUGCAAGGUCUUUGCACCCAGGACGUGCAGCGACUCAGCGUCUCGGGUCCUUCGGUGCUGCCGGCGGCUUUUCUGUCGCCCAAGGGCAAGGUGCUAUGCGAUGCCAUGGUGAAGCGACAGGAUACCAACGAAUACUUGGUGGACUGCCAUUCUUCAGUCAGUGCUUCCUUGCGCCGGCUGCUGAUACGGCACCGUUUGCGAGAGCCUCUCACCAUUGAUGAUGUUUCAAAAGGCUACCAGUCGCUUGCGCUGCUGCCUGGGCAAGCCUUUACAGAUGAGUCAGGCACCCAAAGUGCCGAGAUGGACUCUUCAGAUUAUUUUGCAGAUCCACGCUUUGAAGGGCUGGGGCACCGUGCAAUUCUGCCUGCAUCGCACCCGACAUCUCCAAGUGCGAGCUUGUCCGACUACCAUUUCUGGCGAGUUUGCUGUGGUGUUCCUGAGGGUCCGGGAGACUUGAAGAUCGACGAGGUCAUGCCUUUGCACGGGAAUCUAGACUUGUUGAACUUCGUCUCCUUUUCCAAAGGCUGCUACGUUGGCCAGGAACUGCUUACUCGAACCAAGCAUCGAGGUGCAGUGCGUCGCCGGAUUUUCACCGUUGUGGCCAUGGAUGGCAGUGACACUGCACUUGGCAGGAAACUUCAAGAGAAAGUGCAGAGCCUGCCGCGAAGUACUCCAUUGACCGCGGAGCUCAUCCAUCCACUUCCAAGACCCCUUCAAGGGGAAGAGAAGGACAUGGCAAUUUUCAGCCACUCAGGCUCAUCUGACCCGAAACAAGUAGGGACACUCCAAACGUGGUCUCACAAUAUGGCACUAUGCAUGCUCAGAUGCGAAGGGGCAUUCAACGAAGCUUCCAGCUUCGAGAAUUCGCCCUUGCCGAAUGGUGUCGAAAUCCUUUCGGCCUCCAGAGAUUUGCGAUUUCUCGUUCGCGCUCCUCCUUAUGUUUUCUCGUAGUGAGUCGUAGUGUCGCCAUACCCGUUCGGCAGCUCACCUGUCAGCGUGAGGCCGAAGCCCCAGACGAGUCAA
Messenger RNA from Durusdinium trenchii, 1159 nucleotides. NCBI's taxonomy places the organism in Eukaryota, Dinophyceae, Suessiales, Symbiodiniaceae. The record is from the annotation of a GenBank genome assembly.